Molecule: messenger RNA, 2166 nt
Organism: Aspergillus chevalieri
Lineage: Eukaryota; Fungi; Ascomycota; Eurotiomycetes; Eurotiales; Aspergillaceae
Product: CCCH zinc finger and RRM domain protein
Exons: 5
Coding region: 1-2166 (721 amino acids)
Biological process (GO): mRNA processing
Cellular component (GO): nucleus
Molecular function (GO): RNA binding; metal ion binding
Source: RefSeq, a predicted model, not a curated record
AUGCAGUUCUCCGAAGAAGAAGCAUCGCAGGUGAAGCUGUGGGUGGUGAAGAAGUUGGAGGAUAUAUCGGAUGCUGAUUCGGAUGUGCUUGCGGAUUAUGUGCUCGCAUUGAUUCGUUCUGAUGCGCCGGAUGAUGAAAUCAGGAAAGCUUCCGUUGAAAAUCUGGAGGAUUUCUUGAGAGAGCACACGAACUCAUUCGUCGACGAACUCUUCUCUACCUUUGGACCUAAAGAGCAGGCCCCGCCGGUCGUUUCGCACGGGGAGCAGCUCCCGCAGGGCAUUCCCGCACAGCAACCCCUUCCAUUCAAUGCGCCAUCUGGUCCUGCUAGUGCUUCAUAUAGCUCGCCUAUGGAUGCGUACCAGCAAGACGGCGCGAACUAUAGUCGCAAGCGCAGCUACAAUGAGGGUUUCCAGGAUCAAGAGCAGCAGGAGGACGUGCCUUACAACCGGACCUUCAAGGCUCCACGUCGCGGGCGUGGAGGUGGUCGCGGAGACUGGAUGGGGAGAGAUAAUCGUCAGGCCCCUGGUCAGUUUCCUCAAGCAUCGGCGGGCGGGUUUCCGGUUAUGCCUCCGGCAUUCCCUGGGUUUGAUCAGAAUGACCCCAUGGCGGCGAUGAUGGCUCUCCAGAGUAUGGGAUUCCCUCAGAUGCCUGGGAUGGCUCCGAUGCCUAUGGCUCCGGGUGCACCCGGUCAACAGCAGCCGCAGGUUCCCAAAAGCUCAGAACGGUGCCCGUUUUAUGAAACGCAAGGUAUCUGCUACUUGGGAAAUACCUGUCCGUACCAGCAUGAUACUCUGCGGGAAGAUGAAUAUGACCCGAAGUCGUCGAAUAUCAUGAUGGAUGUCCAGCGCCAGGGACCGAAUGGUCCUAUGCGCGGUAGCGACAGAGGUCGUGGUCGCGGUCGUGGUGACCGUGGCGGUUUUGGUGGCAGAGGCCGUCGCUCCGAGUUCUCUUCAGCUGGUCCUAACGAGGACACUACGGUGACGACCAUCGUUGUCGAGCAGAUCCCCGAGGACAAACUCAACGAGGAGUCGGUGCGGGAAUUUUUCUCUCAGUUUGGUGAGAUCGUAGAGAUCUCAUUACAAACACACAGAAAGCUUGCGUUGGUCACCUACGACAGUCAUGCCUCCGCCAAGCGAGCAUGGUCAAGUCCCAAGGUCAUUUUCGACAACCGAUUCGUCAAGGUCUACUGGUAUCGACCCAAGCCUGAGCGGACUAAUGAGCAGCGUCCUGGUGAAGCCCCUGAAGGUCCAGCAUUCGACCCAGAGGAGUUCCAGAGACAACAGGAAGAAGCGCAAAAAGCACACGAUGAAAAGAUGCAGAAGCGCAAAGAGACGGAGCAAGCCAAGCAAGCCCUUGAACAACAACGUGACGAACUGCUAAAGAAACAACAAGAAGAAAAGGAUCGACUCCUCCAAAGACUCAAGCAAAAGGGCGUCAGCAACGGCACCGGAGUCGAAGAAAGCAAAAAUGAGCCCGUGGCCGACGAAAACGCCAGCGAACAGACCAAGCAGCUCCGCGCGCAACUGGCAUCUCUCGAAGCUGAAGCAAAGACUCUCGGCAUCGACCCCAACCAGGAAGGCGGAUCCUCAUUUGGAUAUCGUGGUCGUGGACGGGGAUUCCCGGGAUUCCGUGGCCGGGGAGGUUUCCCGCCGCGUGGUCGUGGGUACGAUCCAUCGUUCCGAGGUGGAUUCCGUGGCCGAGGAGCAUUCCGUGGACGUGGUGGUGGUGUCCUUCGUCUCGAUAACAGGCCUAGAAGGGUUGCUGUUUCGGGGAUUGAUAAUUCUGAGAAAGAUGAAGCUUUCCGACAGUACCUUAUUGGCCUUGGUGAAUACGAAUCCGUCGAACCCAACCCCGACCAACCCCACUCCCUAAUUGUAGCCUUCAAAGAACGCUACCAAGCUGAAAAACUCAUGUUCAGCUCCUGGACCAUCCCCUCUGUCGGCGAAGUCCAGCUCGCCUGGCUCCCCAACCUCCCCAUCACAGCACCAUCUUCCACACCCGCAACACCGGGUCAGGAGCUUGAUGCGGCGAAGGCUGGCGGUGAUGACGAUGAUACGAACGCGAUGGCUAUGGAUGCCACGAUGACGAACGAGCCUGAGCAACGAAAGGAUGGCGGUCAUGAUGUCGAUUAUGAUGUUGCUGAGAUGGAUGAUAAUUGGGAGUGA